Molecule: messenger RNA, 219 nt
Organism: Cooperia oncophora
Lineage: Eukaryota; Metazoa; Nematoda; Chromadorea; Rhabditida; Trichostrongylidae
Source: the annotation of a GenBank genome assembly
AUGCUGACAAAUUCUAUUAGUGAAGCCUUGAUUGGUGCUUAUCGAAAUGGCGCCUUCAUGCAAGUACCAAAUCUAGUCGCGCUUGCCAAUAAAAUGAAGAGAUCAGCGAUGUCCAUUGCUUCUAAUGAACUGCAUCGAUAUUUAUCAGCUCUUUUUGCCAUUGAUAACAUAGAUGAAGCUGUAAGUACGCUGCACGGCAGUGACGACACUAUAGGCUAG